Molecule: messenger RNA, 4974 nt
Organism: Paraphaeosphaeria sporulosa
Lineage: Eukaryota; Fungi; Ascomycota; Dothideomycetes; Pleosporales; Didymosphaeriaceae
Product: ATP-dependent DNA helicase
Exons: 2
Coding region: 348-4790 (1480 amino acids)
Biological process (GO): DNA replication; double-strand break repair via homologous recombination
Cellular component (GO): chromosome; nucleus; RecQ family helicase-topoisomerase III complex
Molecular function (GO): ATP binding; four-way junction helicase activity; 3'-5' DNA helicase activity
Source: RefSeq, a predicted model, not a curated record
CUCCCAAGGAGAACACAGCUAGACUGGUGCUCGCUGGGCUCGGCUUGAAGAGCGCGCGUCCGACCUUGGGUAGCAGUGUUACAGCAAGAAGCUUGGCAGCCUCCACUACGCCGACAGCUGAGCCGUCAGCCACCCGCAAACACCGCGGUCCGGAAACAUUUAUUGAGGCGAUCGAUUUGACCGGUGCCGUUGGAAAGCAACAGUCCCCAAGCAAAAGCCGCGGAAAGAAGAGGAAGAGCGAUGAGUAUGCGGCAGACCUUGUGCUGCGCAAAUCUCCGCGCCCAGAUAAUACAAUACCUGCAUCGAGUCCCAGCACCGACUAUGACGGCUUUGCGAACAUUGAUGACAUGAUGACUUUUGUUCCGGAAAGCCCACCGCCGCCCUACUCGACCACUGUGUCCAAUGGACGGUUGAUGCAGGUCGGCGAAGAGCCCGCUCAGAGCAGUCGGAAGCGCAAGCCAUUGAGCCGUCUUCCGUCAGAAACACUGGCCCCUGCAAAGAAACUAGGAAGACCUACUCGCAGUCCUUCGCCCAUGAAGGGCAUCCAAUUCGCACGUGACACCACGUCCAAGCGAAGAGGCCAAAACACAGUCUUAGAUUCCGAAGAGGACGAUUUCGAAUCUUUGGACGGGUUUGAACUUGAUAUCGUCCCUAUGGCCAGUCCGGAAAAGAAAGCGUCGAACCACUUUGAUACCGCCAGUCAUUCGUCACAGAUCGAGCUACCUAUUCGGUCGCCUUCCAAACUCCGAGAGGCACCCAGCCGUUCACAGACAACAAAGCACGGCCCUCUAGUUACUCCAGAGACAUCUCAAUCUUCGAAGACGACGCUUCAAUCUCCCACGAAAGUGCAGCCUAUCCCGGCAUCCACACAGUCUGCUCCCGCUCCCGCCGCUUCGCAAUUGCCAAGCGAGGAGAAGGCCAACAUCCGUCAGGCAGUUGAGAUGUUUUUAGACUCGGAGGGACGUCGUCUGAAGCGGCAGGUUGAAUCUGCUGUCGGUACUUGGGCGAAAGCUAAAGAUGCGUACCUAAAACACGCGGAAGCCGGCACCUCAACGCCAGCGCAUCAAGAAGCUAUCAAGCGCGCCAACACACAUAAGAGAGCUCUAGAGCAGCUUCUACUUAUGAAGUCCAAGCACGAAGAUCUGAAUUCCAAGCGACAGGAGCUGAGGGAAAAGAUUGCUGAGGAUCUUGACAACGAAGAGUUCAAUUUUGAAGACACUCAAGCAUUGAAUAGCUAUGCCAAAGAUCUCGACGAUCUCCAGGUGCAGAUGUACUAUCUGUUCAAAGAUGCUGGUCUGGUGAAAUACACAAAAAUGGCCAGCGACACCGCCAACCAGAAUAUGGGUAAAGUCGUUGUGAAGUCUACGCAGGCGACCCCAACAUCGAAUACCAACAGAAUGGCUCCUGCACAAGGUCCGGAUCAUGUACCUCAAACGCAAUAUAUUAAGCAGACGCAGAUCUCCAGACACGAGGUCUGGACACCGUCACGACGUAUCAGGUUCGCUGAAACUCACAUUAUCGAGUCAACCCCUCCACGUCUCGAUUGGAAAGCAGAAUCGCACACGCGUCCUGUGCCCAGUAGUCAGGUUGCGUUUGCUUCGGGAUUAGACUCCCGUCGUCAAGGCGGUUCGCCCCACCAAGGGUUAAACAACACAGUAGAGCCGUUCGUUAUAUCUGACGAUGACUUUGGAGACGACUUCGAUGACGAUGAUGUCAAUUCAAUUGGCGCUACGAUGGGUGCAGCGCCCGAAGCAUUCGAAAUCAACGAGGAAGAUUUCUGCGACGAAGACGAUGACAAUCUAUUUCAUGAGAUCAGCAAUAUUGAUGAGAACAGACCCCGUAGUGGAUACGAUUGGAAGGGUGACAGGGUGGAUACACGAAGCGUCCAACCGACCAGAGGAGUUCUCAAGGAAGCCUCCGCGAACAAGAUACAACGCAAGAGUCCGCCAUCUCCCCAAAAACCACAGCUCAAUGCGCCUGGCAUGAACCACGAAUGGUCGAGAGAAGUUCGGGAUGCAUUGCUUUACCGAUUCAGGCUUCGAGGUUUUCGUCCAGGCCAACUAGACGCCGUCAACACGACACUGAGAGGCGAACACUGCUUUGUUCUCAUGCCCACUGGAGGUGGCAAGUCUUUAUGCUACCAACUACCAUCGGUCAUCAAGUCAGGAAAGACUCGGGGCGUGACUAUCGUGGUUUCGCCUCUUCUAAGCCUGAUGGAGGACCAGGUCGACGCUUGCCGGAACCGUUUCGGCAUGCAAGCAUUCCUCAUCAACGGAGAAUCUACAGCGGAGCACAAGGAAGGGAUCAUGGACGGUCUCCAAGAACGCGACCCCCAAGACUUCAUAAAUGUGCUCUAUGUGACUCCAGAGAUGCUUAGUAAGAAUCAACGGAUGAUCAACGCAUUUCAGCAACUCCAUCGCCGCAACCGUUUAGCCCGAGUAGUUAUCGACGAAGCUCAUUGCGUCAGUCAAUGGGGUCAUGACUUCAGGCCUGACUAUAAGGCACUAGGCGAUGUUGUGCGUCAAUUCUCAGGUGUACCGAUAAUUGCUCUCACUGCUACAGCGACUCAAUUAGUACGGACCGAUGUCAUGGCGAACUUGGGUAUUGGUGGCUCUCGUUUGAUAGCGCAGAGUUUCAAUCGUCCAAACUUGUCCUACUCCGUCCUACCCAAAGCAAAGAAUAUCGUGCUUAACAUUGCAGAUUUGAUCAAAUCCCAGUUUCCUGGCAAAUGCGGUAUUGUUUAUUGCCUCUCACGCAAAAGCUGCGAGACUGUUGCCAAAAAGCUUACCGAUCUCGGCAUCUCGGCCUACCACUAUCAUGCGGGAAUGGAUCCACCCGAGAGAUCAGACGUCCAGCGGAAAUGGCAGGCCAACAAGUACCACGUUAUCGUUGCUACGAUUGCAUUCGGGAUGGGUAUCGACAAAGCUGACGUGCGUUUCGUGGUGCACCAUUCGUUACCGAAGAGCUUGGAGGGUUAUUAUCAAGAGACUGGUCGCGCUGGAAGGGAUGGCAAGAAGUCCUCAUGCUAUCUUUAUUACAAUUAUGGCGACUGCAAAAUCUUGAAAAAGAUGAUUGAUGAGGGCGAGGGCAGCAGAGAGCAAAAACAACGGCAGCACGACAUGCUCAGGAACGUCAUUCAGUUCUGCGAGAAUAAGAGUGAUUGCCGCAGGGUACAAGUUCUUAAUUACUUCAGCGAAUCGUUCAAGAAGGAGGACUGCGGAGAAUCCUGCGACAAUUGCACGUCAGGUGCCACUUUCGAGGAGAAGGACCUCUCUCAAUACGCACAGAAGGCCAUUGAACUUGUCAGGAAAGUACAUGAGUCCAAGGUCACUGUGUUGCAAUGCGUUGAUGCAUUCCGUGGAGCAAAGAAUGCCAAAAUAAAGAAGUCGGACAUUGGCGAUAUCUUUGGAUUCGGGGCCGAUCUGGAAAGGGGCGAUGUCGAACGCGUCUUCAACCAUCUACUAGAGUCUCGUGCCUUGGAAGAGACUUCUGUGUCGAAUAAGAUGGGGUUCGCGACCAACUACAUCCAUCUUGGCCCGAGAAGUCGCGAGUACGCAAGCGGCACAAGACCUUUUAGUAUGCAGGUUCGUGUGACCCCUCGCAAGAAGAUGGUCGCCCAGAAAGAAUCCAAGAAGAAAGCGCCCAAGAAUCGACCCGAGUACCCUUCCACCAAUGUAUCCUCACCAAUUCGAGGUCCGCCUAAACGAAGUACCAAGUCAUACACAUACAACCAAGAUGAUGACGAGGAUCAUCGUAGUGCAGCUCUUCAAACAUCACGCGGAAAGAGUCGAGUGCGAUACGACAACGAUUUCGUCAUACCUGACAACGAUGACGAUGAGGACUACAGCGAUUUCGCGCCCGUACGCGAUGCAAGACCUCCUCCUCCACGACUAAAGCAAAAGACGCACAGUGCGCCUAUCACCGUAGAUGAAAGAUUGAAUGGUAUUGAUGAGCUCCAGCAAGACAUCCUACGCGAUUACAUGACCGGCGCCAAGAAUGCGAUCAAGGAUCUUAAGUUUAAAAAAGGUCUCAAAUUCGCGCCAUUCUCUGAUACCAUUCUCCGCGAAAUGGGGCUUGAUCUUCCCACCACUACAGAGGAAAUGCUUGCGAUCCCCGGCAUCGAUCCCGAAAUGGUAAGGCUUUACGGCAAGAGAUUCUUAGUCCUCAUCAAGAAUACGAGGGAAAUAUUCACGGCAUCGGGAUGUUUGCCUGUACCUAAGAAUCUACUUCAGAGAGCUCAGUCCGAGGACGAAGGAUCUGAAGACGAGGACUACGAGGAAAGACCUGCAGAUCCCAACCAUCGGAUUGAGAUCGAUCUUCUCGGUGAAAGCGACGGCGAUUGCGAAGGACAACCGCAAGUACAAGUUGAGAAUGAGAGUGUUGUGUCAAUGGGUGACUUUGAAGAUGAUGACGAGGAUGAAACUGUGCACACGAGCCAUUUCUUCAGCCACCCCGUCAACCCAGACGUCGAGGCGUUCAACAGACGUUUCUCACAAGCCGAGCCAGCAAGACCAGCUCCCCGGCCGAGGGCACCCAAUGCCGCUAGAGUUGGCUCCGCAAAACAACCCUUCAGGAAGAAAAAUUACCGCAAGCGAACUUCUGCUUCUGGGGAUGCGUAUGCUGGCGUGAAGAAGAGAGGAUCGAGUAAAGCGCCUAGUGCUAAGAGACCUGGCGGAGCCGGCGGCUCAAGAAGGGCGCCUUCGAGUGGCGCUGGAAAUCGAAGAUCUGGUGGUGGAGGUGGUGGUGGAGGAGGAGGAUGGAGCGGCAUCAUGGCGAUGCCGACCGCAUAAAGAUGCGAUCGUUCUGCUAAGAGCGGACAGCAUUUGUGUUGUAUAUCAUCAUGAAGCGCAUAGACGAUAUCAUGAAGGCAUCUUGGCGUUAUUGCCUUGUGGGCAUCAUUAUAGCCGUAGAGAAGCACAUCUAUAAAUGUCAUUGGCCAGCAGGCUCAAUGUCCAUAUGAACACAUAGGCAACC